AUGUUGCUCCAGUCAUCCAUCUUGUGCAGGUUCCCGGCGGAGGUGCUCGUCGACAUUGCUGUCGAUAUCGUGCUCCUAGACGAUCCCCUGGGGCCCCCAUCGAAUCUGCUCUCGCUGCUUCUCACGUGUAAACACAUCAACUACAUUCUACGCUUUGACAACUGCCGCUAUCUCUAUGGCCGUAUUUUUCGUGGCAAGUUCGACUCGCGUGCGGUCGCACGCCGCCGCGGUGUGGAUGCGGCACUGACGUCGCACCAGGCGGCCCAGCUCAAGGCGUAUUGCGUUGCAUUAAAGCGCAUACGCUCGGGGGACCUCGAUUCGGAAUACCUCGAAGACGAUCUAUGGACCGCCUUUGUUAUGUGUCUGGAAAAUGACGGGAGGAACGAGGCUCAGUUGUCCUGGGCUCGCUUGGAUUCCCUCUUGGAAGAGCACUUGCGCACCCGGCUUUGGGUGGACACGCAUCACUACAGAGGCUGGCCCCCAGAGCAUACUAAACACUCCCUAGCCAUCUGGCUGUUCUGGUUAAGGCUGGAUGAUGUGAAACUCGACGCUUUGUCUCCUGAUGUGCGCAAACAGCUCCUCGAUGCGAUUCGGUGCUAUGCACAUACCGCGCUCCGCUACCCAUCGUUCUUCGCGCCCGAUAACCACUUCAAGUUCCCCCUGUCGGCGGACGUACUGACAGCGACGCUCAAGACUCGCAUGACACCGCAUGGCCACUGGCCACAGUAUCGUGACCCAUCGCAGGUCAUCGAGAAGGUUACGCACUACAGCCGCCGGCUGGAGUUGUGUGCGCCGAUUCUCGGGCAUGGCGCGAAACUACUCUACAUGACGCUCGACGAGCUCCCAUACCAAAUUCCCCCCAGCCUCGCACGCGAUCGGGAACAUGCACUCGCGCUUGGUUGGUCCGAUGUGCGCGCGACGCAAGCGGAUUUCCUCGAGGCGAACGCACACAGAUCCGUUAAGCUCCUGGCACAGAGCGACUGGGACUGGCACAGCAAGCUGACACCCGAGCAGGCGCGUCUCGAGGAUGACGCGGCGUGGAGGAAGGGCCUGCAUGCGAAGAGCGCCCUGCUCGACGAGCUGUGGAACAGGCUAGCGUUCUGUGGAGACCCGUGGGCUGAUCAGGUGCUGAAGGGCGUAGUCUAUAUGCCUGGCUCGCUCUCUGGUCUUUGGCAGGGCCGGAUGCAUUCGUUCAGACCCGGGGAGUACAGCGCCCUUGCCCGGUCUACCGACUACCCUGGAGACAUUCCGGACGAGCACGUUCAAAAAUGGCCGGUCUACUUCAAUUUGCGCGAACACCACUGCAUUAUGCCCAAGACUCCCAUGCCCGCGGGCGGCGACGCUGCCGAGAACGACGAGGGAAUCUACACCGCGUGGUUCCCCUCGAAUGUUUCGUGGACAGAGCGGGAGGAGCGUGCAGGACGGUUUAUCGAACUGAGAGAAAAUACGAACGAGUUGCGCAAGUGGGAGUACGAGACCUACGCCGAGGGCCGCCCCAACUCGCAUGAUGAGAAGGAGGAAGAAGCCACGCAGGAAAGGGCACAUCAAAUUGUUGCCGGUGCUGUAGAUCAGCCUCCCUCUGACAACGACGAGAUCGAUCAAGUACGGAGCACUUUGAAUGCGGCGCUUGGCCCCGAUGAAAACGUCGACCAAGUCAUCAGCGACGCAUUGUCGGACGCAAAUCGUUCCCCGCCAGCCUCUGACGACGGUGCCGAGAGCGAUUACGAGAGCGAGUAUGUGGAGAACUCCUGCAGCGGCAUUUGCGACGUCAUUGUCACUGGCGAGAGUCUGCCGCGGCACGGUCAGGCGUGGAAUCACUUCCACUUUUAUGGCCGCGUUCGACCCUGGGACGGGCUCAUCGCGAUCGUUCGUGUACCGGUGGAGGGGCCGCAUCUGGGCUCCUUCGUCGGGUCCUGGCGUCUCCGUGCGAACAACCGGAAUGCGGUUCCUCUGGAAGGUCCAUUCGCGAUGAGCAAGGUCGUUGGGCCUCGCAGCGAGUCGUAA
This is a messenger RNA of Postia placenta MAD-698-R-SB12, 2004 nucleotides long. RefSeq lists its product as hypothetical. The transcript is spliced from 6 exons. The record is from RefSeq and is a predicted model, not a curated record. The coding region runs from base 1 to 2004 and encodes 667 amino acids. NCBI's taxonomy places the organism in Eukaryota, Fungi, Basidiomycota, Agaricomycetes, Polyporales, Adustoporiaceae.